Messenger RNA from Haliotis rubra (blacklip abalone), 1335 nucleotides. RefSeq lists its product as uncharacterized. The transcript is spliced from 4 exons. NCBI's taxonomy places the organism in Eukaryota, Metazoa, Mollusca, Gastropoda, Lepetellida, Haliotidae. Bases 390 to 998 code for a protein of 202 amino acids. The record is from RefSeq and is a predicted model, not a curated record.
GUCUCAUCUGGUCUGAUUUUGAACUGGGUUGAUAUUAAAGUGUGUACGGCAAGUAUUUCCUGGCAUAGAUACAUCAGUACUGCAUGCAAGACUAGUAAUUCAUUUCGUGCAUAACAAUAACGUGGGGUUAGACUCUGGAGAUUCACCAGACCCAGUUCUAUACAACAUUGCUGCCGAUCGAUUCCUCCGGCAACUACAAGCUCAAGGCAAUCAGGAUACCUCAGUCCCAUCUGGGUCCGAGCGCAACAACUAGCUGCUGGUUAGAGGGGAACAGUGGGCAAGUCUGGUAGGUCCCAUGAACAGUUCUAUCCUCAGCCAGCCGUACACCGUACUCCCGUACCACCGUACUCCCGUACUACCGUACACAGAGGACACACGACUAGAGCAUCAUGUCGGAAGAAGUUGUCAAUCAGUCUGCUCCAGAUGCAAGAACCCAUCCCCGUAACUCGGACAGUGGAGGAGAGAUGAUGUUAUCACCCGCCGACAUCCAGUUCAUGCCAUGUGCUGGCAUCAGGGACGACGUCAAACACAACACCGCCGACAUCGCCCACGAGGUCCAGCCGAUGGAUCUGUGUGAUGAGAAGGCAGGUCUCAAGGUUGUGGAAAAGGGAGGAGUCUACUUCUCACUAGACAACGCUCGACUCGGGCUUCUCAAACGUCUACAGCGGGAGGGACGCUGCACUAGGGUGAGGGUGGAGCAGGUGCCCCUCAAGAAUGUGUCCCCGGGGGUCCAGGACAUGAUGGCCGUACCGGUACAGCCUGUUCGACAGCGAGGGAGACUGUAUGGUAAAGGCCCUAUGAAACUACUGAAUAUUCUGCACCUGGAGAGGAGGACGUCGCUCACAAGCGUCAACAGCGCAAUCACGGACGACGACACCGACGAUUCUGAUUUCCAAGUCACAGACAGUGAAUGUGAUUGGAGCGCCGAUGUUCGAGACAGCUCCAGCUUGAUGUCCUCAGGGGAAGACACGGAAGCCGAGGGAGACAAUAUGCUGUAAACAUACUGCCUGGUAGUUGUUCUAAUGAUCGUUUAUGUUGCUGGAGGAAUCUAAUCCUAAGUUGGGGAGAGGCUGCAGCUGAAAGUGUGUCCUACCGAGCAGUGGGAUCCCUGAUGCUGGAAGAAUUGACGUGCCUUAGAGGGAUCACAGCUGGUUACUGUAUGACCAGUUAACGUGACCAAGUAUCAGGUGGACCUCCGGCCCUCUGCCAGAAUGUCGGAAGGAAAUGGCUUUUCUAAUUUGUUCUUGGUUGAUGGAGAGCGGUUUUACGGUAUCCUUUUUGCUAUCGUUCGAAUCAAUAUAGUUCUUUUAUUUACGGAAUAAACGAUAAAAUGUC